Molecule: messenger RNA, 1190 nt
Organism: Oryza brachyantha (malo sina)
Lineage: Eukaryota; Viridiplantae; Streptophyta; Magnoliopsida; Poales; Poaceae
Product: peptidyl-prolyl cis-trans isomerase CYP22
Exons: 7
Coding region: 133-741 (202 amino acids)
Biological process (GO): protein folding; protein peptidyl-prolyl isomerization
Cellular component (GO): intracellular membrane-bounded organelle
Molecular function (GO): peptidyl-prolyl cis-trans isomerase activity
Source: RefSeq, a predicted model, not a curated record
CAGUGUUUGGAUCCGAGUCAUCUUCUCCACCGCGUCUCGAGGCUUCGCCCACGAAUCUUGACGCAGUAGACCAUCGCCGCCGCCGCCGCCGCCGCCUGGGGAGCCUCCGAGUGCUCGAGCACGAGCAGAGGCAUGGCGUCCUCCGGAGGAGCGGCAAUCUCGGCGGGGCCGGCGCCGCCGUCGGCGGGGGCGUCCUCGGUGGACUGGCACCAGCGGCCGCCGAACCCGAAGAACCCGGUGGUGUUCUUCGACGUGACCAUCGGGUCCAUCCCCGCCGGCCGCAUCAAGAUGGAGCUCUUCGCCGACAUCGUCCCCAAGACGGCCGAGAACUUCCGGCAGUUCUGCACCGGAGAGCACAGGAAACAAGGUUUGCCACAGGGAUAUAAAGGUUGUCAGUUUCAUCGAGUGAUCAAAGAUUUCAUGAUUCAGGGAGGUGACUAUUUGAAGGGGGAUGGUACUGGAUGUGCGUCAAUCUAUGGCACCAAAUUUGAUGAUGAAAAUUUUAUAGCAAAGCAUACUGGUGCUGGCCUACUCUCUAUGGCAAACAGUGGGGUGAACUCUAAUGGAUCUCAGUUCUUUAUAACUUGUGCAAAAUGUGAAUGGCUGGACAACAAGCAUGUGGUUUUUGGGAGGGUGCUAGGGGACGGUCUGCUUGUUGUGCGGAAGAUCGAAAAUGUUGCAACUGGACCAAACAACCGGCCGAAGCUUACAUGUGUCAUAAGCGAGUGUGGUGAAAUGUAGCUUGUACCAUGAGGGUGUGACUAUUCUUCGUGCUGCUGAUAUAGAAAUAGGUUUUGCAUGGAUGAAACUACUGAAGCAUUGGUAACAUACCAAUUCAGCUUGUACUAAGCAUGCCAGAACGAGUCAGUGUCUCAGUGACAUCAGUUGUCACUUAAACUGUUGAAUAAUAUUCUAGACAGGAAAUGUGUCAAAAGGAGCUGGCAUUAUAUUCUGUUCGACAAGAACCUUCGGGGAUGUCAACAGGAGCUGGCAUUAUAUUCUGCUGAACAUGCUGCAUGAUCUCUGGUCGCACCAUUUUAUUCAGUAAACUUUAAGUUAUCAUUGAUGCGUGUACCAUGAUUCAGGAAACGAGAGAAAAAAAACUAGACCUGUUCUGAUCUUGCCUAUGGUACUACCAAAUCAUUUAGAAGAUUGCCCAAUGUUUAUAAUAUACUUUCAUUGUAUUAUAC